UUAUUUUCUUCUAUCUUCUUCACUUUCCAUUAUUUUCCCUAGAACCGAUCACUCUCUUUCUCUCUCUCUCUCUGCAAAAGAACGUUUAUCUUCAAAGUGUUCUCUUUCUUUCAGGGUUCUACUCGAUUCCUAUCGCUCUUCUCUGUGAUGGGAUCCGUAGAUCUCUAUCUCUCCAAGCCGGCUUAACAUCAUCAGAUUCCUCUACAUUGGGUUUCGGUUCUUUUUUCAUUUAAACUCAUUAUGACUACUCGUUCUCUGGUUUGUCUAGUUGUGGCACUUCUUCUUGAGGAAUGUGCCACGGCGGCGAUUCUUUCCUCAAGGCUGAUUCACAGAUUCUCCGACGAAGUUAAAGCACUUAGGGUUUCAAGGGAUAUGAGUUUGGCUAGCCACUGGCCGUCCAGAAAGAAUUUGGAUUAUUAUAGAUUUCUUGUUGACAGUGAUGUACAGAGGCAAAAAUUGAAGCUUGGUCCUCGGUAUCAGCUUCUUUUCCCGUCCCAAGGAAGCAAUGCUAUGAAUUUAGGCAAUGAUUUUGGAUGGUUGUAUUACACUUGGGUCAACAUAGGGACACCGAGUGUCUCUUAUCUUGUUGCGCUUGAUACUGGUUCUGAUCUGUCGUGGGUACCAUGCAACUGUAUAGACUGUGCUCCUUUAUCAGCCAGUUCUUAUAGUAAUCUGGAUAAGGAUCUAAACGAGUAUAAUCCAACUGGAUCAAGCACCAGCAAGCAACUCAAUUGUAGUCACCAGAUAUGUGAACUUGUUUCAGAUUGCAAAAGUCCGAAGCAAUCUUGCCCUUAUACAGUUAACUACAACUCUCAAGACACAUCUAGCUCAGGAUUUUUAGUUGAGGAUAUACUGCAUCUUGUUUCUGGAGUAGAAGAUUCAAGCAACGUCUCUGUGAAGGCUCCUGUUAUCAUAGGUUGUGGAAUAAAACAAAGUGGCAGUUACUUGGAUGGAAUUGCUCCUGAUGGACUUCUCGGUCUUGGUCUAGGAAAUAUUUCAGUUCCAAGUUUUCUGUCUAGAUCAGGAAUGGUGCACAACUCUUUCUCUCUUUGUUUUAAUGCUGAUGAUUCAGGAACAAUCUUCUUUGGGGACCAGGGAUCAUCUUCCCAGCAGACUACUAGUUUCCUGCCAUUGGAUGAAAAAUAUUUAACAACCUACAUUGUUGGGGUUGAGGGUUGUUGUAUUGGACGUUCUUGUCUUGUCCAGACAAACUUUAAAGCACUAGUUGACACCGGAACAUCAUUUACAUUUCUUCCAACAGAAAUAUAUGAGAAAGUGGCGAAAGAGUUUGACGGACAGAUAAAUGCAAGACCAACAACAAGCUUUGAAGGAAAGGUACCUUGGAAGUAUUGCUACAAAUCUAGUUCUCAAGAAAUGCCCAAGAUUCCUUCCAUGUCAUUCAAGUUUGCCUCAAAUAGCAGCUUCACAAUCCAUAAUUCAGUUUUUCUAAUAUAUGAGAAUGAGGAUUUGGUUGGUUUCUGUUUAGCUUUACAGCCUGUAGAGCAGGAUAUAGCGAUUAUUGGACAGAACUUCUUGACUGGUUAUCGGUUAGUGUUUGAUCAAGAGAAUAUGAAGCUGGGAUGGUCUCAUUCUGAUUGUAAAGGUCUUGAUGGGGAUGAUGAUAAGAGCAUGCCCCUAACUCCAAAAGGCGGAAUCUCUAUCCCAUUGCCUACAACUGAGCAACAAAGCGCUCCCGGAGGGCAUGCAGUUGCUCCGGCUGUAGCUGGAAGGACCCCAAAAAAGUCGUCAUCUGGAUCAAGCAGUUAUCAACAACAACAAACAUUCUUCUCAUGGUUUUCAAUGAUGUUUCUGCUGCUUUGGUCUAAUUUUUUGGGUACAAACACUGUCUUUUCUUAGAAACAAACUUUGCAAGUCUCUACCCUUUACGGGUAUGUAUGUUGUAUAUUCCCCAAUCUCACCCCGGUCUGCUGAGUUUUUGUGUCAUAAUCGGACCAUUUGUAAGCAUAAAAACAGAAUUAGACUCUCUUUAUGUAUGUGUUGUAUGCUCAUUUUGAUAAGCUUUUUAAGAUUAGGCAAACACUUGAAUUUGCAGUGAUAAAUUAUUACUUUCUUACUGUUUCAUCUACA
Molecule: messenger RNA, 2088 nt
Organism: Impatiens glandulifera
Lineage: Eukaryota; Viridiplantae; Streptophyta; Magnoliopsida; Ericales; Balsaminaceae
Product: aspartic proteinase-like protein 1
Exons: 11
Coding region: 241-1857 (538 amino acids)
Biological process (GO): proteolysis
Molecular function (GO): aspartic-type endopeptidase activity
Source: RefSeq, a predicted model, not a curated record